This is a messenger RNA of Sorex fumeus (smoky shrew), 2687 nucleotides long. RefSeq names its product outer mitochondrial membrane lipid metabolism regulator OPA3 (gene OPA3). Lineage: Eukaryota; Metazoa; Chordata; Mammalia; Eulipotyphla; Soricidae. Gene Ontology annotation, biological process: regulation of lipid metabolic process. Gene Ontology annotation, cellular component: mitochondrion. The record is from RefSeq and is a predicted model, not a curated record. The transcript is spliced from 2 exons. Bases 131 to 643 code for a protein of 170 amino acids.
GCAGGGCGGCCGGGCGGACGCUCGCGCCGACGUACGCACGCACGCACGGCGCGGGCGGGCGGGGGAGGAGGCCGAGCCCGGCGCGCCCCGCCCAGUCAGGAGGGCAGCGCGUGCCCGUGCGACCGCCAAGAUGGUGGUGGGCGCGUUCCCUAUGGCGAAGCUGAUGUACCUGGGCAUCCGGCAGGUCAGCAAGCCGCUUGCCAACCGCAUUAAGGACGCGGCCCGCCGAAGCGAGUUCUUCAAGACCUAUAUCUGCCUCCCGCCGGCUCAGCUGUACCACUGGGUGGAGAUGCGGACCAAGAUGCGCAUCAUGGGCUUCCGGGGCACAGCCAUCAAGCCGCUGAACGAGGAGGCGGCAGCCGACCUGGGCGCUGAGCUGCUGGGCGAGGCCACCAUCUUCCUGGUGGGCGGCGGUUGCCUGGUGCUGGAGUACUGGCGCCACCAGGUGCAGCAGCGGAAGAAGGACGAGGAGCAGCGCGCGGCCUGGGACGCCCUGCAGGACGAGGUGGGCCGCCUGGCGCUGGCCGUGGAGGCGCUGCAGGCGCAGGGCUCCCCGCAGGCCGCCCUGGACGAGCUGCGCCACCAGAUGCAGGAGGUGCGGGCCCAGCUGGGCACCCAGGGCACAUGCCCGCGCCGGGCCUAGGACAGGAACUCGGACGUGGCCUCCUCCGUGGCCGGCCAGCUCAUCCCCCACGGCUCCCCCGGACCGUGGCAUGGUGUGUGUCACCCCCGCUGACCUGUGCCCUCCUACAGAGAACAGCCCACCGCAGGGGUGCUUGUCUCAAGCCCCCCAGUAUCGAUGUUCGUGUGCCUCUCUCCACUCCUCACCCCAAACCCUGGGGCCCUGGCAGCAGGACAUCCGGCCGGAGGAACAGCAGCACCCAGACUCGAGCCAGGUCCCUGUGGACCCCUCUGCGCCCUGGGACCAGUGCUCCCUUCCUUGGGGCGCUAUCCCUGAGCUCCCUCAGUCCCACAGGCUCACACAGGCCCUGUUCAGGGGCAUUUUCUCGCCCUCCGCGUCCAGGGGUGCCCCACUGGGCCUCCCAGUUCCUCAGAGGGGACAGAAUCUGGGUUCGUCAUCGACCCACUGUGAAACCCACACAGUGUUUCCCCUUCCCCUUCCGGGCGUCUCUGGAAACCUGCCCCUGAGGCCGUGCCCAGGCCCCAGCAAGACCUGCGUGCUCAACCUGGGCAGGGGGCGUGGGAGUGCCCGGUGGACCCCACUCUGCUGGGAGGCGUGAUUCUGCCCAGAGCCCUCAGCUCUGUCUUUCCCCGUUUCCCCGCGCCUGGAGUGAGCCCCUGGGCCUUUCCUGACGUCCUUCCCGCAGGACUUCUCUCGGGUAUGGCCUGCCCCCCAGAGCCCCCUUCACAUGGGAGCUCCACCCCCACCACCUUCUUAGUUCUUUUCCUGCAGCUGUGGUCACAGACAAGGAUUUACUCUCCAUUCCCCUCGGGUAUUCCAGAGGCUCCAACUUGGGGGGUCCUCAGGACUCUGCUUCUCGGCAGAUUCUGGGGGCGUCUGAAUCCACCAGUUGCUGGGGGCAGGGGCCUCUCGACUCUCCUCCAUCCCUGCCCAAAUCUUGGACUUUAGGGCUGCCCUCAGGCUCGACGGCACCCGCCCAUCAACCCCCAAAGACCCUUUCUUGAAUGACCUCAUGGGUGCUGGGGGUUAGGAUGUGGACGUCCCUUUGUAGGGGACCGCUGCUUAGACAUCUAACACCCCCCAGCUCUCCCCCAGAAGGGUCACAGCCAGUGAGGAACAGGGUGGGUGGAGGCCCCCAGCUUAUCCUUGGUGUAGGGUGCGUGGGGCGGAGGGAGACUCUCGCGGAAGGAGUGGGCCUGCAUGGAAGCCCAGAGAGCACUGCAGAGAACUGGGGAGUCCCCAGGCCCCCAGGACAUGUGGAGGAGAGUGUGUUCUCAUCACCUCACUUCCCCAGGACAGUCCAAGGGGUCAUGUGUGACUUAACUUCCUGCCCAGACCCAAGCCAGGAGUCUGUGCUUCUGAAGCAGCAUCUUCUGCCCUCCCAGAAGGCAAAGAGGUGUUAAGGGGGGUCCUGGCUGGGGUACCUGGAGGUGACCUAGGAGCAUCAGGAGAGCUGAGCCAGCAAGCAUGCACAGCGUGUCCGCGAGGACCGGGUCCUCCCCCUGGGCCAGCGCUGUCCCCCCCACAUUGCAGGGGUAAAUAGUGAUCCUUAUCAAUCAUGUUGACAUUUUUCUGACUGGUUUGAGGAAGUGAACCCGGAGCCUCGUGCAAAUUAAGUGCUCACCGCUGAACCCCGUGACUAGCGGGGAUGAUGACAGAACGGAGGGCCUUACUGGGUGCUGCCUUGGUGCUGGGCACUGUUCUAAGUGUUCUAAGUGCUCCCAGGUACCCCAGACAUUUUCUUCCGUUUGUCAGUGAGGAAACUGAGGUACGAAGAGGAAAAUCCAAAGGCCCAAGGCCACCAGCAGGAAGGAGAUUUCGCGGACGGUGCUCCUGAGCCAGGGCCCAUACCCCCAGACCCAACUCAGCACUGCCCUCAUGGCUGCUGGAACUCAGACCUGCUGCCCCGCGUGUGGCCAGUGUUUGGGGAGAGAAGUGGAAUGAGAAUCCCCUCCCCCAGGGCACAAAAUCAUUGGGUGGUUCCAUGCUCUGGUGCCCUCGAGCUGAAAGAUUUGUGACUGGGGAGAGGGUUAGAAUAAAUUUG